Molecule: messenger RNA, 1546 nt
Organism: Lingula anatina
Lineage: Eukaryota; Metazoa; Brachiopoda; Lingulata; Lingulida; Lingulidae
Product: arylsulfatase J-like
Molecular function (GO): sulfuric ester hydrolase activity
Source: RefSeq, a predicted model, not a curated record
AAGGCGUAACAGGCGCAUGCAAUGGCUCGAAUGUGAAGCAACAAAGUGUGAAAAUGGCACGCGAAUUAGUGACAACAUUCCUUUUGACAGCUUUCGUAAUUUUGUUAAUUUCUAGAGAAUCAAUUGCGGCGAAGAAACCGCAUAUUUUAUUUGUAUUAGCAGACGAUUAUGGUUGGAACGACGUUGGUUAUCACGGCUCUGACAUCAAGACCCCAACCUUAGACCGACUCUCGGCAGAAGGAGUGAGACUUGAAAAUUACUACGUGCAGCCGAUCUGUACUCCCUCACGUAGUCAGUUGUUGACGGGCCGAUAUCAGAUUCAUACAGGCUUACAGCACAGCAUCAUCUGGUAUAACCAGGCCAAUGGCUUACCCCUUCAGUUCCCAACUAUUGCCACACACAUUGUGGGCAAAUGGCACCUGGGAUUUUACAAGAAAGAAUACAUGCCCACUAAUAGGGGGUUUGAUACACACUAUGGCUAUCUUACUGGUGCUGAAUACUAUUUCACUCACAAAAGAUGUUAUGAAACAUGUGGGAUAGACCUUAGAGACAACUUGGAUGUUGAUAAAAAUCAAAAUGGUGUUUAUUCUACACACCUCUUCACCAAAAGAGCUGAGGAUAUCAUUGCUAAUCAUGAUAAAAACAAGCCUCUUUUCCUGUAUCUGCCUUAUCAGGCUGUUCAUUCCCCCCUCGAGGUGCCUGAGGAAUACGUCAAACCUUAUCAACGCAUUAAGAACAAAGCAAGAAGGACUUACGCAGGUAUGGUGAGUGCUAUGGAUGAAGGUGUAGCCAAUGUCACCAAAGCAUUGAAGCAACAUAGACUCUGGGAAGAUACCAUCAUGGUGUUCUCAACAGACAAUGGAGGUCAGAUUCUGUCAGGUGGUAACAACUGGCCGUUGCGCGGGUGGAAAGGCAGUCUGUGGGAGGGCGGCUUCAGAGGGGUGGGCUUUGUCCACAGCAACAGCCUGGAAACUAAAGGCAAGAUCAAUAGGGAACUAAUCCACAUUUCUGACUGGUUCCCCACUUUGUUGUCAUUGGCUGGAGGGUCUCCAAGCAAUAUUACUGGUCUUGAUGGUUAUAAUGUAUGGGACACUAUUAGUAAAAAUGCGCCAAGUCCAAGAACAGAGCUACUACAUAACAUCGACCCUCUGUUUACUAAGUCUGGCACCCCAGCGUACAGCGGUACCUUCGACACCUCCACCAGGGCAGCAUUCAGAAUGGGGAAGUGGAAAAUUAUCACUGGGAACCCAGGAAAUGGAAGCUGGAUUAAACCUGCACAAGUGAUUGACAGUGGUGAACAUCAUGUUGAGAAUACAUUUGAAGACACCAACAAAAAUGUGUGGCUCUUCGAUAUAUUAGAUGACCCUACUGAGAGAAAUGACCUGUCACAGAAGUACCCUAAUAUUGUGAAGAAAAUGUUGACUCGUCUGCAGGCAUACAACGCCACUGCAGUCCCAGCAAUAUACCCCCCUCCUGACCCCAGGGCAGACCCCAGUCACAAUGGAGGGGUUUGGGGACCAUGGGAAUAAUACCGGGGGGCGGGUCC